Molecule: messenger RNA, 2269 nt
Organism: Sarcophilus harrisii (Tasmanian devil)
Lineage: Eukaryota; Metazoa; Chordata; Mammalia; Dasyuromorphia; Dasyuridae
Gene: HSBP1L1
Product: heat shock factor binding protein 1 like 1
Exons: 5
Coding region: 1227-1430 (67 amino acids)
Biological process (GO): cellular heat acclimation
Cellular component (GO): nucleus; cytosol
Molecular function (GO): transcription corepressor activity
Source: RefSeq, a predicted model, not a curated record
AAACACUGCAUUUGGAGCUUGAUUUUAUUACAAGUAUGUGUAAAGAAGGGCAUAGGGUUUGGAUAAUAGGCUUAAUUGCUUCUGUAGUUGGACUACUACAGUGUUGACUACAAGGCUGCAUACGUCUAAUUUUGUGUGGAGAGUUGGGUAAAACAACCAAAUAUCAAGAGACCCUUGCAUUAAGAAAUGUUCUGUGGUUCAUGUAAAAGUGGGAGAUUAGAAAGGGCCCUGUUCUGAAUAAAAAAUAGAAUCACACUCUUGGAGGCUACCAGCCCCUUCCAGGUAACAUCUUUAAUCAUUUGUGAUGUAAGAAUAGAAACCACAGCUCAUUAUUUUGGCAGUCCACCAGAUUGUUAAAUAUAGCUUUCAGUGUUGGGCUGCAACCCAACCAACAUGCAAUGCAACCCAACAACAACAGUUCCUGGGAGUAAUCGAAGACAGGGCCUAGUAUUCAGCUUUAGAAGAAAACAACGACCCCACCCAACACAGCAAAUGAGAAGUCAAAUGAAAACAUCCAAAGUAACAGCCAAUUAUACCCUUAUAACCUCUACAUACAGGACUAGUCAUUUCCUCUAGAGAUUAUCUUCUUCCUGAUUUAGCCAGCCAAAUCAGAUGAACCAGCCACUUGGUUUGGGGUUAAAAUAUCAAGAGCACAUACAGAUGUAUAUUAGCAUUUUACUUUGUAAAUCAGAAGCUUUCAAGUGUGGUGUAUUUCCAUCGCUGCUAUUACUCACGUUCAGUCUCCUCAUGCCUUGACACCUACGGUAGUAAGUAGGAUCUUGAGGAAAUCAGGAGUUCGGGUGAGACUUUUUUCCCAGCAAGAAUCUUUUUUAAACUCAAAUCUUGGCACGGAUAGAUAAGCUUGCUCUUAGCACUCCACUAGCUCAUUAACAUUCACGUUGGGUUAUUUCGUCCUGGGAGUUUAUAAAUAAGGUGAGUGGGAAUUACUUCAACUCAGUCACUGCCCCAGGAAGAGGACGGAGGGCAAGAAGAGCUAGAAGGCGGUUAGACUCGGUUAGUGUUGGCGGACGCUAUGUCAUACGGCGGGAGAAGCCUUCCACCAGCUGGAGAGUGGGAGGCUGCUGUUCCGGACGCCGCCCGUGUUAGCUCUGGCAGAGCUGGAGCUCUGACGGUUUCCUGGUUGGUGUCUUCUCCUUAAUACACUUGGGCUGCCGGGUACCACCAGGGUUGCCGCUGUAAGGGAGCUACGCAGGGAGAGGCUACGUAUGGCAGACACCGAUACCUCAACCGAGUUGGAUCUCUCCGAGUUUGCGGAUGAUUUACUACAGGAACUUCAGGUACAUUUUCAGGCUCUGACUGAAACAAUAACUCUCAAAAUGGAAGAAAUGGGGAAUCGGAUUGAUGAUUUACAGAACAAUGUAACUGAUCUCAUGGUAGAAGCAGGAAUCCAAAAUACAAAGAAUAAAUGAGGAGGAAACUGAAGCAAACAGGAUUGACUUGUCCAGUAUGCUAGUAUGCGAGGCCAGAUAUAAAUUCAGCAAGAUAGGUUUUCCUGUCUUCAGGCCCUGUACUCUAUUGUGACAUCUAGCUGCCACUCAUUACAAGUACCAUCCUUCAAAAAUAUAAUUGGGUUAAAGGUAUUAAACAAUGAGUUUGACUUCUUUCAAUAACCUCUGUUCUUUAUCUUAAUGUAACUCUACAUAGCACUCCAACAGAAAACCAGAGUGAGUUCUGUAUACUGCAGUUAUACUUUUGACCAUGUCCAAAGAUCAAUACUAUGUACACUACUUCAAUCAUAAAAGAAACAGUAAACAGAUACAUCAAAAUCUUAAUAAGAGAAACAAGAUAAAACAUAGGGAUAUGAGAAAGAUCAUUAUGACUCAAUGAAUGAACUUUAUAUCUAAAGCCCUAGAAUCCCCCUGAUAUAAAAGCAAAGAUUAUAAGAAAUAUUUUCUUAAUAAAAGUAACUUACUAUAUCAUUUAAUUUACAAGAUCUGAGUUUUACUGAGGAAAAAACAAGGCAAUUUCCUUACCACUAUGAUUUUCAUACUAAAGUAAAGCUGAAAAAAGGCUAGAUUUUAAAAAGUCUCUAUCAGUCUUUAAUACUGACAAAAGAAAUAAUUUAAGUUCCUGAAUGUUUUAAUGGAAUGUUGUAAUUAUAAUUACCCAGCUUAGCCCUAAAAGAUAAUUUUAAAAUCUUCCUCUAUCCUUUGAAAUUGUGUGUGUAUGGGGGUCUAUGGAUGUAGAAUAUGGUACAUAUUGUUCAUCACAGUGGAUGUGUUGGUUGGUUUUGCAAAAUAUCUUUUUU